Molecule: messenger RNA, 2343 nt
Organism: Alternaria arbusti
Lineage: Eukaryota; Fungi; Ascomycota; Dothideomycetes; Pleosporales; Pleosporaceae
Exons: 1
Coding region: 1-2343 (780 amino acids)
Source: RefSeq, a predicted model, not a curated record
AUGGCGAACGAGCAGGAUUACUUUGCUAGACAGGGCGCGUUGCAAGUAAACACACAGCAGAACAUGUCGAAUACAUGUCCGCCAGAUAUGACAGCAGAGGAGGAGGCGGUCGGCGACCUAGACGAACCCCCUGAACCUCGCGCGCAACGCCCUGCGCCCCUGGUGCUCCAGCAUUCCUCCUCCACAUCCUUCACCAAAUCGAAACCCGUCAUCGAUCGCAAAGCAUCGCUCCUUACCUCGGCGCUCAAGUCGGGCUCGAACGCGAGCUCGCCUGUUGAGGAACACUCGGAUGCGAGCCCCGUCCGCGGCAUGUCGUGCGUCUCGACAUGGAGUAACAACAGCGGCACCGCAGAUCUCACUAGCGAUGGAGGCUUCACGAGCCCUGGCACACGGCCCUGCACGCCGAGCCCGCCACUUCCUUCGGCAGCGUUCCACAGCAUGCUGCCCACGUUCAACAACAAGCCGUUGGAGCUACCCAUCUCCGUGGUCUCACACGACGACGAGAACAUCACCCCAGUACCACCCAAGACCGCGCCCGCUCAGAGCACCGAGCAGAGCAUCGAGGCUGUUCUGGGAAGGAAGAGGCGCAUCAUGUUUGCGUGCGGGUCCAAGGAGGACAAGAAGCCAGCAGAGGCACCUGCGAAGCCCGCGCCUGCUCCUGCUCCUCAGGCCGAAGAACCCCCCAAGCGCGUCUGCACCAUCAAGUUCGCGUGCCCGUCCAAGCCAUCUACAGAAGCAGCGCCGAAACCCCGCCGCAUGGCCAGCCCCGCACCGCCACCACGCCGGAUACCCUCGUCUCCCAAGCCAACCACCAAAGUCCAUCGCGACUCCGAUUCUACUGUCCGCAACAAUUCCCCCGUGAGCGUGCGUAAAGUCCGCCCGGUUGACCACACGCGGCGCUUGAGUUCCAACUCCGACCUUGCCCGCUGUGAAGCAUACCGGUUCCACGAGUUUGCUAGCUCAGAAGAGGAGGUCGAAGAGUGGACUCAAGAAGUUACCUGCCAUCGAAGCCGGCUUACGGUCCAGGAUACGCUCAAGAUUGAGAACAACCUGCGUAAGCUAGGCGAGGAGGUUGCUGAAGAGGAAGCCAUCGAUGAAGAGGACGAGGACGACGAUGAGGACAACGUCGAAAUGGAUGACGACGAUGACGAUCUGUUAGACGAGGAUGAAGACGAUGCCGCGUACAGCGACGCGACUGACGAGGGUUUCCAGACUGAUGAUGAGAACGGAUUUGCCGUCUCAGACGAUGACAGCGAUGCCGGGUCUGACUACGACUGGUGGGCGCCUGGAGCAUCAACUGCAGCGACAUCUGUAGAGCAUCUGGAACAGCUUCGACUGAAGACUCACCGAACCGUCUCUGAAUCAUCGAUCGGGUCUUUGGAAAGCCGCGAAGGUCUCAAGAUCAUGGACAAGCCUUCCAAGCGCAGAAAGUCAUCGAAGCCGGUCAAUAUCCGCGUUCCCACCCCUGAGCUGCCUGACAGCACAGACUUCGUCUGCGGUACGCUUGAUGAGGAUAGGCCGGCUGAAGCUGCGUACAUGUCGACACUUGAACGUCGACGUGCGGCCAAGCACAAGCCUACUCCACAGGACAUCGACCCUACGUUCCCGACAUCGGAUCCCGAGCUACCUGAUGAUGAUGAGGAUGAGGUCUCAGAAGACGAGAAAGCUUCCGAGACUGAUCAUCUCAUGAUUCAUGGCCGCAUGGACCCCGUCAACAUCGAUGGACGAGGUCGCCGCAAAGAGGUUUCAAAGAAGCGAUCUCCUCUGCCGUCACCGAAGCGCUUGCGAUCACCUCCACCAGCGAAGCGUGCUGUGCACCGUUCUCCCCCACCACGCAAGCUGUUUGGAAACUCCCCCAAGCGCCACCAUUCUCCUCCGCCUCCAAUGCGCCUUAGGUCUCCACCACCUACACGUCGCGGCUCCGUCAACCCUGUGAACAUGACCACACGUCAGCGCAGCGAUACCUCCAUCCGCUUCGCCGGCAUCGCCGAGCGCCCUGCACCCACAGUCUCAGCCUCUGUCCCACGCACCCCCAUCACCAUGAGGAAUCCAUUCGACCUCGACGAGGACGAAGACGCCGACGGUUCCGACAUGCCCAUCCGCCGCGCCAUCGACAUCAAAGUCGGGCUCGAGAAGAAGAGGCAACGACGCAAGGAGAAGCUGUACCGCAAGCAACACCGCAAAGGUGCCAAAGAAAAGCGUCCCGCUCCUGGUCGCGGCGCAGAACGCAUGCGCGAGAUGGGCCUCGCGGUACACGCUCACAAAGGCAAGACAAAUGCCUUUCAACCGUUUGGAAUCCGCAAAGAUGCGGAUGAGGAGGACAUGCACGUGCUGUCGGCAUAA